UGUGUUUCAGAUCGGAGGUUUUUGUUUCGCCUUGUGUCUUCUGACGUCGCAGCAUUCCGCAUUCCGCAGUGCCGUCAUGCAUCUUCUCCUCGUGUUGAUUUACACUUGUCUUGAGAGAGUCACUGGAGACAAUAAUAUUGAACAACGGGACCAAAACUCGUAUCUCGCCCUCGGAUAACACGGCCGCGCGGAGGUCCAAGUUUAGUGCGAACAUGUCGGAGACCCCCGCUAUCCAAUCUCCUUACGAAGGCAAGCUUUCUUCCCUCGCGCAAAUUAUACGUAAUGGCCGACUCGGCCGCUCUGCUAAGAUUCCUCCUCACGCCCGCUUCGUUAUAGAGAAUCCUCGGCAAAUGCACUAUAUAUCUAUCCAGCUCUCACUUCCGUCCAGGCGUUCCUUGUUCCUCUCCUUGUGCGAUUAGUACCAAGUACUUGAUCUAGACCCCAUCGCCAUCGGCUCGACCCGCCCACGGAGUCAAGCACUUUUUUUUCUACUAAGUCCGAGUCCCUUUUUCGCCUCUCGAGUCUCGAGCCACUCGAGUUUCCCGACUUCCCUCGACUGGCUGGAAACCCGCAUUCGCCCUGCGUCGAGGAGAAGAGGAAAUGGCGCUACAUGAGAAACCCACCGCGGAGGAACCUAUACAGCCUUCUCAUCAUGCAGUCGACGACAUGACCGUUUCCGAGAAGUUCUCCGCACCGGCAAGACAGCCCUCGUCCGAGGACCAACCCGAUGGCUCGUCAGAUACCGUGGGAAGAGCGCGAUCUUCGUCAGAUAACCAACUGUGGACUGAUGCAACAGAGACAAGCGAUGAUGCGACAGCAGCGAAAGAUACUUCUGAGGGUGGUGGUGAUGGCAACCCGCUGGAUCGGGUUCCUUCGCAGGCGCAGAAGCUAGGAGGGAAGAAGAUCGCGGUUGUUAUGGGGGCGCUUUGUCUCGUUCUAUUCCUCGCGGCGCUGGAUAUGACGAUUAUAUCUACAGCCCUACCGACGAUGGCCGCCGAUUUCAACGCCUCGGAAAGUGGAUAUUCAUGGAUGGCCUCGUCGUUCUCUCUCACCAAUGCAGCGUUUGUCCCGCUCUGGGGCAAGCUGAGUGACAUUUGGGGCCGGAAACCUAUACUUUUGCUCGCCAACUUUGCCUUUCUUAUUGGCAGCUUGAUUUGUGCAUUGGCUAAGAAUUUGCCCAUGGUCUUGGCUGGUCGAGCGAUACAAGGUGCUGGAGCUGGUGGGAUCAUCACUCUGGCGAAUAUUUGUGUUUCGGAUCUGUUCAGUGUUCGAGAACGGCCGAUGUACUAUGCUCUCUUCGGAACAACGUGGGCUAUCGCAGGAGCUUUGGGACCACUCGUUGGAGGAGCGUUUACUACCAGCGUGACAUGGCGAUGGUGUUUUUGGAUCAACUUGCCGAUUGGCGGCGUCUCCUUUGCCAUCUUGUUCUUCUUCCUCAAGAUUGAGUCCCCGAAGACCCCAUUGUUGGGUGGCCUCAAGACGAUCGACUGGUCAGGCGUCCUUUUAAUCGUCGGAGGAACCCUCAUGUUCCUCUUCGGCCUGCAAUUCGGCGGCGUCAACUACCCCUGGGACUCUGCAACAGUCAUCUGCCUCAUCGUCUUCGGCCUCUUCACCUACGUCCUCGCGAUGCUCAACGAAUGGAAGAUAGCCCGCUAUCCUGUGAUUCCCCUUCGCCUUUUCACAAACUGGCACAAUGUCCUCAUCCUCGUCAUCUGCUUCAUGCACAGCAUGGUUUUUAUGGGCGGCUCCUACUACCUCCCUUUCUACUUCCAAAGCGUGCUCCUCGUCUCCCCAAUCCUCAGCGGUGUCUACGUCCUCCCGCAAGUCCUCUCCCUUUCCCUCAUGUCCAUCGUCACGGGAAUUUUCAUCCGCAAAACUGGCCGUUACCGCGAACUCAUCAUCGCCGCCUUCGUCUUCCUAACCCUCGGCUACGGCCUCCUCAUUGACCUCAAGCCCUACGCCUCCUGGCCCCGCAUAAUCAUCUACCAACUCAUCGGUGGCUUCGGCACAGGCCCGCUCUUUCAAGCGCCCCUCGUCGCCCUCCAGGCAAACAUCCACCCAUCAGACAUGGCCGCCGGAACCUCGACAUUCUCCUUCCUCCGCCAAGUCUCCGCCUCAAUUUCCAUCGUCAUCGGCACGGUCAUCUACCAGAACAUCCUCGUCUCAAAAUCAUCCACCAUUUCCGCCGCCGUGGGCCCCCAAACAGCCUCGGCGCUCAGCAGCUCCUUUGCGGAGAACAGCCACGAGCUCAUCCGCUCCCUGCCCGAGGCGCAAAAGGACGUUGUCCUCGACGUCUUCAAUUUCUCGCUGAGCAGGAUUUGGAUCUUUUAUACCGCUAUGGCUGGCGUUGGGCUGAUUGUUAGUAUCUUUGUUACACCGGUUGAGUUGAGUAAGACGCAUACGGUUCGCAAGACGGGGCUUGAGGAGCAGGAGAGGGCGAGGAAGGAGAUUCUCGCGGACCAGGCGAGGGCGAGGGGCGCGAAGGUGGAGAGCAGUGGGAAGCAGACUGCUUAGGUACCGGCAAUAUGCUGGGUAUGUAUCGGCGUGUUGUAUCUAGGCUGGUGCAUACCUACCUUGCACAUAGUACAGCCCAUGGAUGGCUCUUCUAGUAUAUAGUAGCAUCUACAAAAUAAUCAAGUACAUAAUUGGAUAAUCUCAUCACACCAUUGAAAUCUGCUUAUCUCUUAAGCCCUGAUCAUAUUGAGAACACCAAAAAAGUACAAUUUGUAGGUAUAUCAAUAACCAGCCCCAAGUGAACUGAAAAAUUAGGUAUAUGGUUGCUCAUUUGGUCCAUCCUUGAGGCUUUUUUUCAUCCGUUGCGGUCUUUUCAUUCUUUGAAUCUGCAGACAGACUAUUCGAAGUUGAGAAUGUUAGGAGCAGAAAUAGUACUCGCCAUAGACAAGGGGUAUAGAGAUAAGAUGUUGAAACAGAUAAUGAAAGAGAAAAGACAGAGAAUAAGCGGACAAAAGAGAUCGAGGCCCAAGAAAACGAGCAAGGGAUAGCGGAGGUCUCGAGAAAAUCAGGAAUUAAGUAUCCAACUCCUACCCAAAUUAUCGACUUUCCAGAACGCCGCGAGAAUGCAAAUAAGCGAGAGCCGGGCGGUGACGCGAUAGAAAAUGAUAGGUCACAUCAUUAAAAGUGAAAAGAAGGAAUGUUACGUUUUCGCUUUCUUCACAGCAGCUUCAGCACUGGGCCCACUAUCCGGGCUCUUGCGUUUUUUAUCUUGCUCAUCCUCUCGACCAAAUCCAGGCCCAUUCUGGAUCGCAGGUGUAGGGAAAGUGAGAGGACUCGGAAGCAUAGCGCUGUCUGGUCCAGACCGGCCAAAACCCCAUUCAGGGAAGAAACUGGAUGGUGACGGAAGUAGCGCAUCAGAGACGAAUCUGCUGGGUAAUGCGGAUAUCGGUGUCUCUAUGUUAUUAUUGUUAUUGUACGCAGUGGUAUUGUUCUGCGCCGCGCCUGCCGUCGUGCCUGGGGGUGGUGGCCUAGCGAAUGGGUUCGGCGGCCCCUGCGCACCUGCGCUGAGGAUCGGACCGGCGGAGGGAGAAGGAGGCGGUAAUACCACGCCAGUGUGGCUGGCGUCGUUGGUUUUUGCAGGAGUUGCAGUCUUAUUGCCAGCGGAAGACGAAGACUCUGCUGUUGCGCUUGCCCCAUCCGAGUGCUCGCUGGGUAUUUGAACUUUCAGCUGGGGUCGCUUUGUCCCUAGCUGGGCGCUGUUGGUCCGCGCAGGAGGCUUUAUAUCCGGAGCGGGCUUGGACAUGGGGAUAUCUGUGGCGGGACGAGGUGGAGGAGAAAUCUUCUUGAAAGGCUUCUUCUCAUCAGGUUCCAGCUUCAGACUUGUGUUGCCGCUGAAUUCGAAAUGGCGCGCUAGAACAGAUCCGUGGUCAUCGAUAGGCGUGAAUAUGCUACGGGACUUGGAGAGAGGUUUUAUGUGCGGAGGGGAUUGCGUUCCUUCAGUCUUCAAAAUCGGAAUUUGAUCCGUUGAGGUCUCAGGUAGAGAAGUCGUCCGCGGUGGUUGCUGCUGCUGCUGCUCUGCUAGGUACGGCUGGGAGAUUUGGGGUAUAGGUUGGUGAGGUGGUUGGGAAAUGCCAAUCGUCGGUGGAGGCUGCGCCAUUGGAUGCUGGGUGUGCUGAGUGUGUUGAGUGUGCUGGUUGUGCUGCGGAUGCUGGGAAAGAUGCUGCUGAUGAGCAUGGGCGUGUUGAGCUAUUGGCUGAGGGGGCAUCGACUGAGGAGGCAUGGUAUGGGCCGGCAUGGGCUGAUGCUGGGGUGGAGGUUGAUGCGGCCCGGGGGGAUGGUUCACGAAGUGCGCAUACUGAGGUGGUCGUUGAUGCGGUUGGCCCAUGUGAGGAGCAUUAGGAUUGUAAACCGACGGAUUGGACAUGUAUGUAAAAGUGUUUGGAGGUGGUGGAGGGGGCGGGGGCGUUCCAUGGUGGGGUGGUCCCCCAAGGUUGGAGCUAACACGACGUAAAUGAUUCCUCGACGAGGGCCUUGAAGCCCCUUGCGGUUGUGGCGUCCCAUGGCGCGGAUCGAAAGGUAUGCCGUUGUGAAUUGGCGGCGAGGCAGAGGGUGCAUGGUUGACAUGUUGGAAGUUGUGAUGAGGGACGUGGGGCAUCAUUUGUGGAGGAGGGUUUUGAGAUACGGCAUGGAUGUCGUCAGGUGCAGGCGUGGCAUCAUCUUCGUCGUCGUCAUCAUCAUCA
Molecule: messenger RNA, 4694 nt
Organism: Aspergillus calidoustus
Lineage: Eukaryota; Fungi; Ascomycota; Eurotiomycetes; Eurotiales; Aspergillaceae
Source: the annotation of a GenBank genome assembly